Messenger RNA from Ixodes scapularis (black-legged tick), 6184 nucleotides. RefSeq names its product glutamate-gated chloride channel. Gene Ontology annotation, cellular component: neuron projection; synapse; membrane. Gene Ontology annotation, biological process: regulation of membrane potential; signal transduction; nervous system process. The transcript is spliced from 11 exons. The record is from RefSeq and is a predicted model, not a curated record. Lineage: Eukaryota; Metazoa; Arthropoda; Arachnida; Ixodida; Ixodidae. Gene Ontology annotation, molecular function: extracellular ligand-gated monoatomic ion channel activity; chloride channel activity; neurotransmitter receptor activity. The coding region runs from base 342 to 1805 and encodes 487 amino acids.
GUUCGAUAAGUCCUUUUAUCGACUCCCUCUCGUCAUAAGAAGGCUGUACCAGGGCUCGCGGCUUAUUGAAGGCGUUAUCACAUGCAAUAUACUAACGUAAGACAGUCUCACCUACGGACACCAUCCGAGCGAAUGCGGAAAGGCUGGAGCCUGGAUUUUCCUUCUUGCUUCACGGAACAGAACUUUCCUUCGAAAACUGGAGACAGUCCACCAACUAAGUUUUUCAAGGCAUAUAUUUGCAUCGGAACGGCACUGACAGACGCCGCCGACGUGGAUCGACGCCGCCAAUCUCGGAGACGUGACACUUCGCCGCUCGGACUUGCGUCGCGGGACCGUCGACCAUGUCUGCCCACGGGUUUCCGUGGACCCUCUUACUCUUCCUGGCUGUCGUUGGAGAGGUGGCCAUUACCAGGUACGGCGUGGAUGCACUCAUCGAAGCUCAGGACAUCGUCUUCACGAACCUGACGGAUAAGGCGGUGUACAACAAACGGGUCCGGCCCGCCUACUCCACCAACCUACCAGUGGUCGUCAACACCAGCAUCGUGUUGUACAGCAUGGCGUCUACGAAUGACUUACAUACGGAGUACACGGCACAGAUGCGUCUGCGGCAGACCUGGUUCGACCAGCGGCUGCGGUACGACGCGGCCUUCCUGCACCCGGAAGCCAAGAUCCAGGGCGACCACUGGCACGCCGAGCGGAUCUGGCUGCCCAGCGUCCAGGUGACCAACAUGCGCAACUUCGACUCGGUGACGGGCAUCACGCCGGCCUCCGUCCUCAUCGUCAUCCUGGCAGACGGACAGGUGCACGUCAACAGGAGGUUGCACCUUAAGCUCAAGUGCGAAAUGGAAUUCCACAAGUAUCCCCUAGACAAGCAGAAAUGCAGCCUCAAGAUUGAAAGCAGCAUGCUGUCCACCAAGAACAUGCUGCUCCAGUGGGAAAAGGAGCAGCCCCUGCAAUUCAGCAACACGUUCGACAUCAAAGGCUUCCAGAUGGUGGACUUCAACUGCAGCAGCGGGGUCGAAGACUACGACCACACCGGCAACUUCUCAAUGAUCAUGUGCGAGUUCAACCUGAAGCGGGACUUCGGACCCUUCCUGCUGGAGAUCUACAUCCCGGGCAUCACGUUCGUCAUCACGUCAUGGUUCUCGCUGUGGAUAGACAUCCCGGCCGCCCCGGCCAGGGUCACCCUGGCCAUGACCACCUUCCUCACCCUCGUCACCGGAGGAAAGUCCAUCCGCGAGAAGCUGCCCAAGGUUCCCUACGUCCACGCUCUCGAUGUCUGGUACCUCGCCUGCACCGCUUUCGUGUUCUUCAUCCUGCUGGAAUACGCGAUGGUGAACUACAUUUACCACAAGGACAACAGGCGACGCCAGGGCGGCAUCCGACGGAUCGACAGCCAGGCGUCCAUGGGCUCCUCCGCAAACAGCCUGAAGAACAGCAGCUCCUACCUCAACAUACUUGCGGCACUCGAGCAGGGCCAGACCAGCACGCCGUCGAGCCCGACCCACAAGAGCCAGUGCACGGUGCAGAUCAGCAAGUACAAGAAGAACCACAAGCUGACGCCCGUGUUCAAGAUCUCCGACCUCGAGGCCCACACGCUGUCCGACCUGCCGGACUCGCCGCCGAGGUCGCCCAUCUCUCUGCGUUCCUUCACCGGGGGCGACGAGCCGUACGUGUGCACGCUGGUCACGCCGCUCACGCCGCGGGACAUCGCCAACGGCAUCGACCGCCACUCGCGCUACCUCUUCCCCCUGGCCUUCAUCAUCUUCAACUGCAUCUACUGGUACGUCCUGACGUCGUCGUGAAGACGCAUCCUGACCGCACACGCCAUUGCGCCGCCGGUGCCAUCGGGUGCUCAAGACUCCCAACUCGAGUGCCGGACGACCGCGCCACGUGCCCGCCCGCAAGCACAAAACCCCGUGCCCUACACAGAGCCACCGAUUGUGUUCCGAAGUGCCGCAGAAAUGUCGCUCGUUGUUCCGGUGCUCACGGCCACGUGGAUGAGUGUUGCAUCUACCGAGUGGCGAAGAUUCGUAUAUCGGCGGGCUUUUCAUGAACAUCGUCAGUGUUAAGUACAAUGUAAAGCGUCAUCUCUCGUCGUCUUAGGAGACUGCUUUUAAUGUUGCGGAUGGGCUGACGUCGUUCACAUCUUCAUAAUCUUGAGCACAAACUCUUGACGAGACAAAUGUGAAAGCGUGAAGCAUUACACUAAGGAGCUUCGCGUCACGGGAUCUUCGCUACUUCAGUACCGACGCUUUCGGCGCCGGAUGACGCCACUCGGGCAUUUCGGUGCUCUGCGAAUCCCCGCUAACUCUGGUGCCGCUUUGUUUUUGCCUACGUUUUAUUUCGUAGAAGCUCGGCGAACUCGAGGCCGAAAAGGACAGUGUACGUUACAUUGCCUGGAACGCGUCUCCACCUGAUAUGUUUGGUGUUCUUAACCCUCCCGGGUGUCCAAGUGUACCCCACAUGGCAAUCAAAUGCUUCGAAGGAUCCGGCGGUUGGAAGUGACGGCUAAGAGCGGACUCGGGUGUCGGUGCCUUUACAGAAAAUUUAUAUCUGGCCAGAUCUGAUGUUUUCAGAUAUGGCACAUAUCAAAAAUUGGCCAGAUAUAACCUGGUAUGGUAUAUCUGCCAGAUAUAGCCUCAUAGCGCCAGAUAUGGUCUGAAAUCCCUGGCUAGGUAUCGAAAUCCCAGAUCUGGCUAAGUAUGUAAAUUCCAGAUCUGGCCAAACAUAUCAAAAGAAGCACACAAGCCUGGAAUUAUAUCUUUUUAUUAUCUACAAUUCUUUCAAAAUGGGUUUCCUUAGGGAGCCUUCAUGUGCGCUUUGCUAGGGUGAUGCCACCCUUUGUAAUACCACUCGCCGACAAACCAGCAGCCAUUUUGUUCCUCGGCGAUAAUCCGUGGGGCUUAUAACCCUCCCGGAAACAAGCACCUUAUCUCAGAAGUUCGGAGCAGCGUUGUGGAACCCCCGGAGGGAGGAUUAGCAUUUUCCCCCUCGGAUGGGAUUACCGAUGGACACAAAGGCCACUUUCCGGCACACGGGGAACAAUGAGGGGAACAAAAUGGCGGUGGAAGAGGGUGUGGGAAAGGGAAACAGGCAGUUGGCAUCACUCUAUGCGAAGCGCACAUGAAGGCACUCUAGGUUUCCUUCAAGUGCCCGGAUCCGCACUCGAGGAAUCAUGGGAACGGUGGUCCGUUAGCUGCCCAGUGAUCGGCCAUUUCGACAAAUCCCAUGGUUAUACAGUUUUGAGUUUAAUUCAGAGUCACCUUGAACAAGCGUCCUACAGAGCCCAAAGACUUGUCAUAUCACUUUUAAAAUCUCUCGUCAAUGUCAGCGUUUAUGACACUAUGCAUGCGAUCAACCUUUUAACCUGACUGAGCCGCAGAAAUCUCUUACAAUAUUUUCAUUUUCGUGAUUGCUGUUUUAGCAUAUGAAUUGAUUAAAAAGCCUAGAAAUCACAACAACCAAACCUAGGAUUUAGCUCGGAAUCAGUGGGGCUGUUUAUAGCAUUUUUAGUGUUUCUAACAUUAUAUCAGCGUCUUUGAAGCUGUACGAGAAUAAUAUUAAUGUAAGAGAUGUCUGGGCAGCUCAUCCAGCUUGAAGGGCGGACAGCAUGCACAGUAUUGAAACGCUGAGAUUGAUAAGAAAUUUUAAAACUGAUAUGACAGGUCCUUGGGUUCUAUAGGACGCUUGUUCAGGGUGACUGAAUUACACUCAGAAUGUGUAACCAUGGAAUUGGGCGAAGCUACCGAUCACUAUAGGAAGCUGAAGGAACAUCGUUCCCAUGAUUCCUCAAGUACGGGCCGGGGCGGUUGGGGGUUUAGCAAAUGGUCUAUUCGGACUUCACGUUAACAAUUAUAAAUAAUUAAGCUACGUUGAAAUUCUCGGGAAAUUUAGCACGAAUAUUCCCAAACUUAAGCUUGUCAAAGCUGAAGUUUGGGAUUAUUUGUGCUAAUAUUUAGCUCACGAACAAUGAGUCAUUUACAGUUUUCCAACAAAGCACUUUUUUUACCUGUGCUGUAAACUUGUUUAUAUAUUAAACACCGGGCGCCAGAUAAGGCUGUAUAUAUGCCAGAUAAGGCUGUAUAUACGCCAGAUUAGGCUGUAUAUAUUCCAGAUAAAACUUUAUAUUCGCUAGAUAAGGCUGUGUAUACGCUAGAUAAGGCUGUAAUAGGCUGUAAAUAAUCAUAUAAUGUUUGAUAUGGCAUUGCCAGAUAUGCCCCAGAUAUAAGAUUUCCCAACGGAUGGCUACGCAGCGAGCUAUACCCCGUGCCGACUGCGUCUACCGUAUCCAUCUCAGCUGCUCCACUGCCAGGAUCGCGAGGAUCCGUAGCGUUACCAAUUCUCUAGGGGACGCCUUCCAGGUAUCCUGGUGGACACUGGGCACGUUUUACAAGGAGGGACUAAUGAACCUAAUCUACACUAAAUAAGCUUCCAAAUUCAACGUUGCGAGCUCUAGCGCCACAACCUCUGAUCAGGUGGUGCAUUUAUUACCUGAAAACAUCGAAGUAAACGUUUACCUUAAUCAAAAGUUACAACUAAAACACAGGUCUUGCUAUGGUUCAGUACCAAGUUUAAACGUAGUCAAUUAAAUGAAAAAACACGUAUUCUUCUGGUUUAUUGGAGCGUUUUUUUUUAUUUUUAAAACAGGAAACGAGUGAAGUCAAAACUGUUUAAUUUACUCUGUUCACUUCUUGUUGCUUUUUUAAACAUUCUGAACGCUCGCCAGACGUUUUCUUUUUUUUUUUACAUCGACACACACAAAAGAGGCCUAACUCCUUGUUGGCCCUUAAAAGUUGUGGUUUUUAGUUGUAAAUUUUAUUUAAAAAAGGCUUGCCCUUUAAUGUUAAAAAGAAAUAACUGCACCACGCAGCCGCAUUUACGUGCGACACUACAGUGGGGGAGCAGGAUAGAUUGAUUUUUUUAAAUAUAUUUAUUUAAAACAGAUUAAACUAACUUCGCCUUCGGUGUGCAGGCUUGUAAUGUAUACGCGCAGGUAUUCAGCAUCGUACAAAUAUCUGAGAGGAGUUAGGAGGUUUAACGACAUUAAAAAAAAGCGCCACAGUUUUUUUUUUUUUUUUACAUUCUUAUGCGGUCUUUGGGAUUCAGUACUGCUUAGUCUCUAAGAUUCAGUAAGAAAACGAUCUAGUCAGCCACCAGGUGGUUCGUAACAAGACCGGUGUGAUGUACGAAAGCAAGCCACGCCUGUACAAUGAUGUCGCUCGAAAUACAGCCAAAGAUGGGUCCCCACUUGAACGCCCAACAACAUUGGUGCUGUCUUAAGUAAAACAAUAAAAAAAAAGAAUAAAAAAAAACUAUCGCAAGGUAGCGUUAGUGUUCGGUAGGAAAGCUGCCGAUGAGGCCAGCGCUGGUUAGUCCCGAGGAAAAAUAUUUCGAUUCCGCGAGAUUUCGAUUUCGACAUUCGAAGGCGCACAUCACAAAUCCGGAGUUUGCACGCGCAGUCUCAGAUUUGUAUAUUCCUAUAUCACGGGCCAUCGUGCAAUUAUACGUAUAAAAAGCUUCGUUUUAGAAAACGACUAGCUUGAAUAUUACUCCGGUAAUAUUUCUCCGUGAAUAUCGUUUCCUCCUACCAUUUUAUCAACCUCUUAGGGGACCGUUGAUGAUGCUCAGCAUUCAGGGUCAAUGUUUAUUAGCUCUUAUUCAUUUCUAUGGUACACAAUCACAUCGUCACAUACAAUUUCAAGCGCAUCCUUGUUAUCAACGUCGACUGGAUAGCCAGAAUAUUAAGUGCUCUAUAAAGAUUUAGCGCUGAUAUAUUUUAUUCCAAAACACCGCGCAAUACACUCAAUGUUUUCUUACAGAAGCGUGUGUUUAUCUUAUAUCGCAACAUGCGCAUGCGUUCGCAAAAAAAAUGAAAUACGUGCAAUGACGCAAAAGGUGUGUUCCGUUUGAUUGAACCUUCGUACGUGUUUGUCCGAGCCGCUCAAUUAAGUGACAUGUUGGUGGAACUACGAAGAAAGAGUAUAUUUUGGGUUAUGCGCAUGAGGAAUCGAACCCAUGCUGCGGUAGUCAGAGGGACGUCGCAGGGGCAUACUUUCGCCAAGACUCACUGUGAACUUUGCUCAAACGGUUCGGAGUUUUUCUACUAGUUAUACUGUUCUGCGUGUUGACAUAUUGCCGGACUUAUUUGUAGAUUUCUAAUAAAGUCAAUUUAUGCACCGUU